GGCCGCGGCGAGCCACUGCUUGCCCCCGCUCCGGGCCGCCCUCCGAAUGGUCGUGGAGAGCCUCAGGACGGCAGCCUACCGAACAGACGCCGCGAACGCCGCGCAGCCGGAAUGACGGCCGAGAAACAGCCGGCCGCCCCGUAGACUCCUACGCUGGCACGCCAUGGCGAGGACGGGGGCGGGGACGCCACUGCUGAGCGCGGUCCGGCAGACCAUCAGCGAGUUCUCCGAGAACACCUCCAUCCACGGCGUGCGGUACAUCGCCGAGCACGGACGCCGCUGGGUCGAGAGGUUCUUGUGGAUCGUGACGGAGCUGGUGUGCAUCACGGGGGCCGUGUACAUGCUGCUGUACCUGCUCACCAAGUUCCAGGGCAACCCCACCAUGACGCGCGUCGAGUCCAACUUCCACGAGGUGGCCGACGUGCCCUUCCCCGCCAUCACACUGUGCAACGUCAACCGCAUCUUCCGGUCGAGGGCGCGCCGCCUGGUGGACUCGCUGAGGGUCCCGGAGACGCUGUCGGUGUCGCGCCAGGACAUGAUGGGACUGCUGCCGCUGCUGGGGCAGCUGCUGUCCUCGGCGGAGAUGGGCACCAACAUCGCGGGGCGCGCGCGCCUGGACGUCAUCCUCAAGCACAACAACCUGACGCCCGAGGCCGUGCUCGAGGAGGUGGGGCAGCCGUGCUCCGAGAUGCUGGAGCGCUGCAGCUGGGAGGGCCGCGAGGUCAACUGCUCCACCAUCUUCUCCAGGACCAUGAGCUUCAUGGGCUUCUGCUGCGCCUUCAACUCGGACGUCGACUUUUCGCGGGCCGUGCAGCCCACGGCGGCCAAGCCCACGAUCCUCAAGACCCCCUUCUUCGGCUACCCGCUGGGGCUGACCGUGCUGCUCAAGCCGCAGACCGAGGACUACUACUGGGGGCCAUUCGUCUCCGGCGGCAUCGUGUGCGCGGUGCACGACAAGAACGAGGUGGCGACGGAGCGCACCCCGCAGGCCAUGGUGCCCAUGGAAAAGGAGUCCAUGGUGCAGGUGCUGCCGUCCAUCCGCAACGCGUCCCCCUCGCUGCGCGACGUGAACCCGCAGCGGCGCCGCUGCCUCUUCGAGGACGAGAACCCCGACGGACCGGACGAGUACAGCUACGACACGUGCGCCAUGGAGUGCGACGCCAGCAAGAUCUUCAAGGUCUGCAAGUGCCGGCCGCUCAACUUCCCGCGCAUCCUGGGACUGAGAGGAACACUCUGUGGCCUUGACAAGCUGCCAUGCCUAGCCAAAUUCCACGAGGAAGAACACGACACCAUGGUGAAGGGUCAAAUCAGAGGGGAAGCACUUCCGUCCAAUCCAGGCGAAGCGGACAAGCUGUCAGAGGCGAUGUCCACGUCGUGCGGCUGCCUGGCGCAGUGCAACUCCGUCAACUACGAGCUGGAGACGACGACGGCCAACUUCAGGGCGCCGCAGCAGGUCCACCGCGACUUCUACCAAGACCUGAACGCCACGGGGCGCUGCCUGCUGCACGUGUACUUCGACAGCCAGACCGCCGUCCUGUACGUCAACGACCUGGUCAGCAACACGGUGCAGCUCAUGUCGUCGUUCGGCGGCAUCUUCAGCCUGUUCCUGGGCUGCAGCUUCAUGAGCGCCGUGGAGGUGCUGUACUUCUUCACCGUGAGGCUGUGGCUGCUGAUGCGCGGCGCGGGCGGCGCGGGCGGCGCUGCCUCGGUGCCCGCCCUGACGCGGGCCGUCGACGAGUCGCCCCCCUACGUGUAA
Messenger RNA from Thrips palmi, 1756 nucleotides. Its product is annotated as sodium channel protein Nach-like. The transcript has 10 exons. The record is from RefSeq and is a predicted model, not a curated record. Gene Ontology annotation, biological process: sodium ion transmembrane transport. Gene Ontology annotation, molecular function: ligand-gated sodium channel activity. Bases 164 to 1756 code for a protein of 530 amino acids. NCBI's taxonomy places the organism in Eukaryota, Metazoa, Arthropoda, Insecta, Thysanoptera, Thripidae. Gene Ontology annotation, cellular component: membrane.